AGUUGAGCAAAUAUUGGUUAUAUGUCUUCUUUGUACGUGUUGGUCAAUGAUCAAAAGCGAAGAUCCUCGACGGAAGUCGGCAAUGGGCGAAUGAUCCUAGCAGUCGAGCCCAACAUUUUUUGUGAAACGCAUACUUGAAUUGAAUUGAAUUGAUUCUGUGGUGGAGCAUUGCACGCGGCGGUUUAACCUCUGUCCGCUCCCGACAGAAUCCCAUGUAUUCGUCCCAAAAAGUUUGAUAUCGGUUUCCACGGUGUGGAUUUAGUGUUUUGAGUGUUCAGUGUACGUCUUAAAGUGAUAAUCGUCGUCGGCCCCGUCGUUUUUCCCCGUUCACGCCGGUAUGGAGGCCGGAUGGGCCCGGAUGGUCCGCGGGGGAAGCCGAUUUUUUUGGUAUCGGUCAGAAUCAUUUUUUGCUAGUUGAGCAAAUUAUUGGUUAUUUUCCUUCUUUGUACUUGGUGGUCAUUGACCAGAAGCGAAAAUCCUCGACAGAAGUCGGCAAUGGGCGAAUGAUCCUAGCAGUCGAGCCCAACAUUUUUUUGUGAAACGCUUAAUUGGAUGGUUGGAUAGUCCUUCAGUAUUAGAUCUAUGGAUGGUAGAAUAGGAUGAAUAACCUUUUUCAUUGCUGUCAAUAAAAACAAAAAGUUUUUUUACACUGAGUUAGCCUGUUCGAAGUUUUUUGUAAUUUUGCAUUGAAUUUUGGUCAUAUUUAUCGGCAUUAUGGGCAAGAUGUCGAAAGAUAAGCGGGAUAUAUACUAUCGUAAAGCCAAAGAACAGGGCUGGAGAGCACGAAGCGCUUUCAAACUGAUUCAGAUCGACGAGAAAUUUAAUAUUUUUGAAGGUGUUAGCAAAGCAGUUGAUUUAUGUGCUGCGCCUGGAAGUUGGUCUCAAGUUUUAUCGAGAAAAUUAUAUUUGGGGGAUACCAUUACUAUAAAAGAUGAAACUCGCUUAUUUUACACAGAUACUUUGCUGGAUUCACAAACACCAAAGAAAGAAAGUGCAUCAACCAGUGGUAAAGAAAAUUCAGUUCAGAAAAAUAAUGUUAAAAUUAUUGCCGUAGAUUUGCAACCCAUGUCACCAUUGCCAGGUGUAGUUCAAAUUCAAGGAGAUAUAACUAAAUAUUCUACUGCUUUAGAAAUAAUUAGCCACUUUGAAGGUGACCAUGCAGACUUAGUAGUUUGUGAUGGUGCUCCUGAUGUCACUGGACUUCAUUGUAUGGAUAUAUACAUUCAAGCCCAGUUACUGUUAGGUGCACUUCAUAUUGCCUGCAAUGUUUUAAAAUCUGGAGGAACAUUUAUUGCAAAGAUAUUUCGAGGGAAGGAUAAUGAUUUGCUAACUAACCAGUUAUUGACAUUAUUUAAAGAAGUGCAUGUAGCAAAGCCUAGAAGUUCAAGAAAUUCAAGUAUUGAAGCUUUUGUUGUCUGUCAAAAUUACUGUCCUCCAGAACAAUUUGAUGCCAAACUUAUAACACCUUAUUUAGAUGUAUCAAACAAAGAUUUUAGUUCCCUCACAGGCGUUAAUCGAGUACUCAUUCCAUUUAUUGUUUGUGGAGAUGUAAGUGCAUUUGAUUCAGAUACUUCAUAUCCAUUACAAUUGCAAGGGGAGGCACCAUAUCAAUAUAGACCUCCAGUUCAGCCACCAAUUGCUCCUCCAUAUGCUUUUAAACCAACAGAAAUAGAUGAUUUUUUGAAGAAAAUUGAUGAAGCGGCAAAACGUGUAGGAAUUGGUCUAGAAGCAGAUUUGGAAGAUUUGGAUUUAAAUAUAAAAGCACUCAAUCUCAUGGAUGAUAGUUCAAAUUCAAAAAAUUCCAUUGAAUUGCCAGAAGAGUUUUGUAAAGAUGACAAAGAGACCAAGGAAUUAUUUGAGAAUGGUCCAUAUUUUAAUCUAAUUUCAAAGGUGGAUGCUCUUAAGGGUGAGGAAUGUGGAGAUAUUCUUGAUACAGACCUAAGAAAUGCCACAGAACUUCAGUUUUUAUAUGAAGAUGAACAUACUGAUCCACAAAUCAUUGCGCAAUUGUUACAACACAUGCAGUUAAGCAAUAUGAAUCCUACAUGUACUUGCUCAGAAUAAGUUUCAAAUAUUAUAAAUGUUGGUUGUAUAAAAAUGUAUGUUUAAGAAUUUUCUUUGUAACUAAACUAUUCUCCUAAAUAUAGAACAAAAGUAAAAUCCUUUUUUAAUUGCUUUUCCAUUUGUUAUAAAAUAUAUUGUGUAUAGAUUCUAUUAAAAAAUUUACACACAUAUAUAAUAGUUCUCAAACAAGGGAAAAAGUUAAGUCAAGGGCUUAAAAAGU
Cylas formicarius (sweet potato weevil) is the source of this 2284-nucleotide messenger RNA. RefSeq names its product tRNA (cytidine(32)/guanosine(34)-2'-O)-methyltransferase (gene Trm7-32). Lineage: Eukaryota; Metazoa; Arthropoda; Insecta; Coleoptera; Brentidae. The record is from RefSeq and is a predicted model, not a curated record. Gene Ontology annotation, cellular component: cytoplasm. Gene Ontology annotation, molecular function: tRNA methyltransferase activity. Gene Ontology annotation, biological process: tRNA methylation; cytoplasmic translation. Bases 715 to 2064 code for a protein of 449 amino acids. The transcript has a single exon.